Molecule: messenger RNA, 1022 nt
Organism: Camellia sinensis
Lineage: Eukaryota; Viridiplantae; Streptophyta; Magnoliopsida; Ericales; Theaceae
Source: RefSeq, a predicted model, not a curated record
AUGGCGAUUAAAAAUGAGGCAAAACUCCUUGGAGAGCAACAAAAACUGAAAGCAAAAAGAACAGUGGCUUACCGGAGAAUGUCAGACUGGUGUGGGGAUCACCGAAGUCAAACAACGAUUGCAAAAGUGGCGGAACGGCGAAAACCUCAUCGGAGGAGACGAAUGAAAACGGUUAUAGAGCUUGUAAGAAUGGAACAAUGGCGUAUUCAGAAGUUAGAGAGAAUUGAGAGCUUGGGGAUACAAAACUAUACUUACUCGGGAGAAGCAAGUGAAGAGUUUGACAGGGAUGAUAAUACUUUGACACUCAUAAAACCAUCUCCUAUGCCUUCAAAGGAUAUUCGAAGUCCACUUGAAGUCGGAUCAGUACAUGGUGGAAACAACGGGGGUAAAUUCCCUUCUCUACUCUUCCCAAUUGAGGUAAAAAACAUCCACAAAGCCAAGCAUGGAAGUGACUCUGGUGUCUAUGACACAGAAGGAAGGUUUGUUCCUUCAAAGUUUGAGGAGAUUUUCAGCAAGCACGCACGUAAAAAUGCAAAUGCCUUAACAUCAGAUGAAUUAAUGGGAAUGCAAAAGGCAAACAGGGUCCCAAAGGACCACAAAGGAUGGCUUGCAAGCUAUACGGAGUGGAAGAUCUUAUAUGUCCUUUGCAAGGACAAGAAUGGUUUACUGCAAAAAGAGACAAUCCGAGCCGUUUAUGAUGGAAGCCUGUUUGAACAGAUGGCAAAGGAGAAAGCUUCAUCUAGGAAACAAGCGUGAAUUAACCAAAACCUAGUGAUAAUUGACUCCUUGCUUCAAAUUUCAUACUUUUUUUAUUUUAUUUUAUUCCUGUGUAGUUUGAUAUAAAAAAAUAAAUGGUUAAUUUAUCUGUUCUGUUGGUUCUGCAGCUUGGAUGGUCUUGAUUGUAGGCCUAUAUAUUCUAGUUUGCAUGGAGUGUGUAAAAUAGUGUUUUUUUUUUUGCUGUUAAUCAAGGGAAAUCAUACAUUAAUGAUAGUUGAAGCAUUUUUUUGUAUAUUUAAAGGAAA